AUGAGUGUGAAUAUGAAUCGAGAUAUGUCAGAACCAACUAAGAUAGAAAAGAAAGAUGAAUACGACCCUGAGGGCCUUGGUCUACAUCUCCACCCUUCACAAAUCGGUGAAGUCCAGAAUACUGAAACUCCAACCUACGAUGCGGUAUUCGGAGAGAUCACGGAAGAUGGACCAAACUAUCGCAAUGUCGGUUUCCUAGGUACCGUCGCCCUCAUGAUGAAAACCCAGAUCGGUUUGGGUGUUCUGUCGAUUCCUGCCGCUUUCGACGCACUAGGUUUAGUCCCCGGUGUCGUCUGUCUGUGUGCUAUUGCUGGUAUAACAACCUGGUCGGAUUAUAUCAUUGGGACGUUCAAGCUUCGACAUAGGGAAGUAUAUGGGAUUGACGAUGCGGGUCAGUUGAUGUUUGGACGUUUUGGGAAGGAGGUUUUCGGGGGUGUCUUCUGCCUUUAUUGGAUCUUUGUCUCCGGCUCUGGAAUGCUCGGUAUCUCGAUCGCCUUGAACGCAGUCUCGACACACGGUACAUGCACGGCUGUCUUCCUCGCUAUCGCUUUCGUUUUAGGGUUCGUUCUCGCUAGUAUCCGGACACUGGGACGGAUUAGUUGGAUUGCAUGGGUUGGUUUAGCAUGCAUUCUCACCUCAAUCUUCAUCGUCACCAUUGCCGUCGGCGUCCAAGACCGUCCUGCCGCUGCGCCCUCGCCAGAGGAAGCACUCGUCUGGGUCUCGGAUUACAAAAUCGUCAACAACCCGUCCUUCACGUCUGCCAUCAAGGCAGUUUCGACGCUUGCGUUCGCCUUUGCCGGUACACCGGCUUUCUUCGCUGUCGUGUCUGAGAUGCGAGAGCCGCGGUACUACACUCAGGCUAUGCUUAUCUGCCAGGGUGGCGUUACGGCUAUCUAUGUCACUAUCGGCAUCGUCGUGUACUAUUACUGCGGGUCGUAUGUUGCGUCGCCAGUCCUAGGGUCUGCCGGGGUCACUGUCAAGAAAGUUAGCUAUGGCUUUGCUCUGCCGGGGUUGAUCGCCACCACUACUAUAGUUACCCACAUCCCAGCAAAACACAUAUUCCUCCGCCUCCUCCGCAACACUCACCACCUAACCGCCAACACCCUAACCCACAAAGUCGUCUGGGUCGCCAGCACUUUCACCGUCGCCAUAAUCGCCUACAUAAUCGCCAGCGCAAUCCCCGUCUUCGACAGCCUGAUCUCCCUCAUCGGCGCAUUGCUGGGCACAUUCAUGAUGUUUCAGCCGAUGGGGUGCAUGUGGUUGUACGAUAACUGGAGCCGCAAGACAAUGGAACACGGAUGGGCGUGGUGGCGGUGGGCGGCUAUGGUGUGUUGGAGUGUGUUUGUGGUGCUGGCGGGUUUCUUUUUGACGAUUGCAGGGACUUACGGGAGUGUUGUUGGGAUUAUUGAGGAUUAUAGGGGGUCGGGGGGGAGUGCGGCGUGGUCUUGUGCGGAUAAUUCAAAUUCUGUGUAG
This is a messenger RNA of Aspergillus chevalieri, 1473 nucleotides long. RefSeq lists its product as uncharacterized. Gene Ontology annotation, cellular component: vacuolar membrane. Gene Ontology annotation, molecular function: amino acid transmembrane transporter activity. The transcript has 5 exons. Lineage: Eukaryota; Fungi; Ascomycota; Eurotiomycetes; Eurotiales; Aspergillaceae. The coding region runs from base 1 to 1473 and encodes 490 amino acids. Gene Ontology annotation, biological process: amino acid transmembrane transport. The record is from RefSeq and is a predicted model, not a curated record.